Molecule: messenger RNA, 2273 nt
Organism: Girardinichthys multiradiatus
Lineage: Eukaryota; Metazoa; Chordata; Actinopteri; Cyprinodontiformes; Goodeidae
Product: receptor-type tyrosine-protein phosphatase C-like
Exons: 13
Coding region: 37-1632 (531 amino acids)
Molecular function (GO): protein binding
Source: RefSeq, a predicted model, not a curated record
UUAGUUGCAUCGCUAAGAAAGUUGACACUCCUGGAUAUGGCAGCUCUGAAUGGAGUUACCUUCCUGAUAUGGGCUGUCAGCAGUGCCCUGGUCCGAGCAGCAGAAUCAGACCCAAAGUGUUCUUACAGAGUUGAAACGGUCCAGUUUGGUCUCCUGAUGAAGAUAACAUAUUUUACUCCUCAUAACUACACCAUAGACGUUGCUGAGAAGGAAGGUCCAUUUAAAAGGAGAUCCACUGUUUCUUUCUCCAAUGAAAACUCAACUCAUGAAAUCAAACCUCUGAAGCCGUGCACCGAAUAUGAGCUAAUCGUCACUCUGAUUCCCACUAAUGGUACAGAAAUAACCUGUAACAAAACUGAUAAUAAAACAACAAUAACAACAACUGGAAUGAGUGAACAAGACAUUAAAAAAGCCUCCUGUCCUUCUGGAUAUUUGUGCUACCAAAGUGGUUGGAACAUCAGCUCUUUAGUAUCAAAACACAACAAGGUUUCAGCUGCAGAGUUCAUCAAUGGAUCGUAUCGUUUCAAACCUGCUUAUGAGGACAUUUGCACUGAUUUUGUUUUGAAGUUCCCUGAUAAAAACUGCAACGUUUCCUUCACCUCCUCUGAAUAUGUUCCUGUUGAUUUCAUUGAUCCAAAUGACAUAAAUCAGACUGAACCCACUGAACUUCCUGCAAAGAUAGAAACAAAGUUUCCUUCAAACUGUAAAAAUCUCAGUGUUGAGUACAAAUGUUCAGGAAAGGACAAUAACUCUGUUGAACCUUCUGACAUGAAGCCGUUCACAGACUACAGCUGUACUGGUCACAUCAAGAACAACGGUGUCUUCAUAAAUAAGACCACUCCACCUGUCCAGUUCAACAUUAACUGUGAUUUUACAAUAAGAAACCUGAAGGCCAAUUCAACCAAUACUUCCAUUGAGCUGAACUGGAAAACAACCAGUGAUAAAUGUCAAGGUGUUCUCCAUAGUCUGACGAACCUCUCUUAUAGCUGCAGCUGUCAAGACAAGAAAUAUUAUGCUACAGCUGAAGGAAGGAUGAUGAAUGUUUCUGAAGGAAGAAGGUGUGAAAUAAAAAACCUUAAACCAUACGAGGAUUACAUCUGUGAAGUCCGUCCCAUCUAUGGUGAUCGACGUGAUUUCAAAGGGGAAACAUUUAAAGAGAAGACCCAGCCUGGAAUACCAGAACCUCCAACAGGUCUUCAGGUGUCACUUCCAGAGAACAACGUGAUCAAAGUGAAAUGUGAACCACCUCUUCAUUUAAAUGGACCAAAGACAAACUACAUUGUACAACUUCUUAAUGUUGCUGGCAGCCAGCAGAAUAAGACAAGCUGUGAUUUUGAAUUGAAGGAUCUGAACUACUUAACAUCCUACACAGUGAAGGUGGUAAUCUUCAACGGACGCUUUAACAGCACACCUGUGACACGUUCAGCUGUCACUCAUUACAACAAAAAAGGCCUCAUUAUCGGUUUGGUCAACCUCAUCAUCAUCAUCUCCUGUGUAGCGCUGGGUGUGUCAUUCUUCAUCAGGAAGAGGAGAGAAUUCAGAAACGUUGGUAAUGAAGAACUGAUGCUCAACCCGACAGCAAUCUAUACUAACAUGCCACCUCCCAAAGGCAAUCAUAAAGCUUGCCGAUGAAGAUCUGAUGAUGCUGCGGAUCAAGACACCAUUUAAUUUAGUAGCUUUAUUAUGUCUGACAACUUUUAUCUUUCAUAAUCUUUGGGACUUUGGUUUUGUGUUCAUCUUUAUGUUGGUAUUUCUGUUCUGCUCCAUUGUUUCCUGCAUGUUCUAUCAGCCAUGUUUCCCUUCUUCUUCUUCUGCUUCUGGUGUUUUAUGGCAGUUGGAAGACCAGCUUUAAAGAUGCAUUAACGCCACCAACUGGACUGGAGUGUGAACAGCAUAUUAACUAAAGAAAGAAAACAAAAGCCUACAUUAUUUCUAAUAGAUUUGUGUUGAUUAAAAAUUAGAUGAUUUUUAAUUACAUUAACUCCAACAAGAUAUUCAAUUGCGUCAUUAACAUUUAGCUUAUUCAGUGCUUGUUUGAGCUGUCUCCUUUCUGCUUCAUACACAUUGCUUUUCAUGAGAAGAUGCUCUACAGAUUCAGGCAAUAAUCACAUAACCCUGAUGGAUGCUUUCAAAUAACUUGAUGUGUUUUGUUACUGUGUGACCUAAUGAUGGUUUGACACGAAUGUCUGCAUUUGUGUUUCCCUCCACUCACACAUGCGCAGGAAUCCAAACAAAUUCUAGUAUGACGUUUUUGGUGGGAAGUUUGCAUUAAA